Molecule: messenger RNA, 1833 nt
Organism: Dermatophagoides pteronyssinus (European house dust mite)
Lineage: Eukaryota; Metazoa; Arthropoda; Arachnida; Sarcoptiformes; Pyroglyphidae
Source: RefSeq, a predicted model, not a curated record
UAAAGCUGUUUGGCUGGUUAGUUAAUCGGUUGGUUGGUUGGUUGGAUAUUUCAUUGGAUGAUUCAAUGAAAAAAAAGAGUAUUUUAAUCAUUAUCAUCAUCAUCUUUACCACGAUCCACCACUACAAGCAUCCCAAAACAACAAAACAAAAAAUCAGAGAAAAACAUUCAUAUUUGAUUACAGUGUGCUUGGUGAUUAAAGUGCAACAAGUGUUUUGGUUGAAAAAUAAAAAAUUUGUUAAUUUUUUCAAAAUAUGGAUGCAAUGGAUCCUUUGAGUGAAAUACAGCAACAGCAACCUGUAAAAUCUUCAAUGGAAGAAAUGGAUAGAAAAAUUGAAACAAAUAAUAAUAAUAAUUCUUGGGUUCGAUUUGAUGAACAAUCAUCAAAUGAACAACAACAACAACAGAUUAAUCAAUCAUCAUCUUUAACAACGAACGAUUCAACGAUAAAUAGUGACAAAGUUGAUGAUCAUGAUGAUAAUCUCCAGGAACGUGCAAUAAAAUCAACAAAUUCUUCGGAUUUGAUUGAUAAAAGUCAACAACAACAACCAUCGCAACAAUUUGCUACAAUUGAACUUUCAGCUAAUCAUCAUGUUCUUCAGGUUAAUAAUAAUAAUAAUGGUGGUGGCAGUGGUGAUAAAGUCAACGAUACCAAUAUUGUUGCCGGUAGUAGUAAUAGUUUAAAAUCAAAUCAUCAUUCAUCAAAUCAUAAUCCAAAAUCUGGUUUCAGUAAUGGAGAUAUUAUUGUUACAUUAUAUCCAUUGAAUGAUAAUUGUGCAUGGUUAACACCGGCAACAUUUAAAGCACAUCUUGUACCGGAAGAAUUAAUGGCACAGCCAUUAACUUUAACUGUUGAAGAUUAUGUUUCAACAAUGAGUAUUUUACUUAGUGAUUAUCGUUUUCAUUUAUAUAUAACAUUACAUAAAAGAAUAUUGGCCAUUUGGUUAACGUUAAGCAUUAUAAUUUUAUUAGGUAUAUUAGCAUCAAGUACAAAAGGUUUAUCAGUAUUUUUAUCCGGAAUUUUUUGGCUAAUAUUAAAUGCAUUGGGUAUAUUUUUAGUUAUUUUUAUUAAAUCAAGGCUAUAUCGAAUGCUUGAAGAAUGUAUAGCACAGGUAAAUACCAUAUUUGGUCGUCAUAAUAUAUUUCUUGGCAUUGAUGAUCGUGGACAUUUUAGUUGUCAUAAAAUUAAUUUAAUUUUUGUCUAUUUUGAUACAAAAUAUUGUAUUAAAUUUUUACAAGAUAUGCUAAAAAACAAUGACAACAACAAAACCAUACAGCAAAACAAUCGACAAACAACAACAAUCGAUACAUCGAUUUUAAAUGAUGAUGAAACGUUUGUUGAUAAUGGUGAUAAUAUUUAUAUUACCGGUUCGAAUGGUACACGGCAAAUUUCACAAAAAGAAAAACAAGCGGAAAAACUUUUAUUUCGUUAUUCACAACGUUGGAUCCGGGAAUAUGGUCGUCAACGUAUGUCAUUGUCAAUCAUUCAACCACAACCGGAACAACAACAACAACAAUCACAGCCACCAAUACAACAACAAUCACAACAAUCAAAUAAUACCGAUCAGCCAAUAACAUUGGCCAUACAAACUGAUAUACCACCAAGACAUUGUAGACAGGCAAAAUGUUUUUGUCAGUAUAUUGAAGAAAUGUAUCGUGGUAAACAACAACAACAUCAACAUCAACAACAAUCAUUUGGAAAUUUUUGCCUUACAUCAUUGAUGCCAUGUAUUUCAACGAAUUCACGAUUUAUUCCAUCAUGUUGUCGAUGAAAGUCGAAACAUUAAAAAACAAACAAAAUCUUUUUCAAAGAAAUUUAUUUAUUUUUUUAAAA